Messenger RNA from Branchiostoma belcheri (Belcher's lancelet), 3597 nucleotides. Its product is annotated as breast cancer anti-estrogen resistance protein 3-like. The coding region runs from base 58 to 2310 and encodes 750 amino acids. The transcript has 5 exons. Gene Ontology annotation, biological process: positive regulation of peptidyl-serine phosphorylation; small GTPase-mediated signal transduction. Gene Ontology annotation, molecular function: phosphotyrosine residue binding; guanyl-nucleotide exchange factor activity. The record is from RefSeq and is a predicted model, not a curated record. Lineage: Eukaryota; Metazoa; Chordata; Leptocardii; Amphioxiformes; Branchiostomatidae.
CCUUGGUAACUCUUUUUAGUUCAAGGAUGGAUUAUUUUGUGCCGUCGUCUGAAGAUCAUGUUUCUAACUCUUGUCUCUUCUUUUCUUUGCAGUUUGAAACCAUCAAAUUACAGCUCUCAGGGAGUUGGUGGCUGGUCCAGCCUGAGAAGAACCAUGGACGCCAGCCCGGAGAAACUGCGGAAAGACCUGGAGGAGGAGCUGAAGCUGGACAGUAACGACAUCCGCAGCCACGCCUGGUUCCACGGGAUGAUACCGCGCACCGUCGCCGAGAACUUCGUCACGCAGAGCGGGGACUUCCUGAUCCGCGACUGCAUCUCACAGCCGGGCGACUUCGUUCUGACGUGCCGCUCCAAGGGACAGGCUCUUCACUUCAUCAUCAACAAGGUGGUGCUGCACCCGAACACCACGUACUCGAGGAUUCAGUACCAGUUUGAGAAGGAGAGCUUUGACUCCAUUCCCUCCCUAGUCAGGUUCUAUGUUGGCAACAGGAAGCCGAUCUCAGAAGGCACGGGGGCAAUCAUCUACCACCCCAUCAACAGGACCUUGCCAUUGAGCUACACAGACGCAAAGUAUGGCUCGACAACACAACCAGAACGGCAGUCCCCGGCCCCAGCUAUACUGCGUUCUGCCUCCACACCAAGUCCAAAGGGAAGCUCGCACUCUACACCUACAGGGAGUCCUCACGCUAGUCGUAAAAUCAUCCACGGCAGAUCAGGCAGCCAACCAGUGACUCUGUCUCCCGAACAACUGCUAUCUGUCAGCGGGAGGAUGACAAAAAAUCCCUCGGAGAGCAACCUUCCUUCAGCAAGGGACGUGGAGGCUAUAUCGUUGAUCAAGCAGAAGCAAAACGCUCAUUCAGGAAGUGCUCAGGACAUUCGCAUCGAGAAGCGCAACCUUCAGAGGUGUGGCAGCGAUCCAACGCUUCUCAGCCCCGGCGUGGAGCGGAGAAAGUUCUUCCACGGGUCAAACGAAGCGGUCGGAUCAAAACCACCCCCCAAACCCAGCAGGACACCAUCAGUUAGAAAACAGCAGAGACCAAAAGUGGAAGUGAGGAAUAAAGAGAAGGAACUGUCACCGGAGGAGGAAAUUUACGUAGCCCAGCACGACUACUCUGAACUUGACCCCGCUCCUCCAGUGUCAUGGCAACCGUUGGCCAAAGGUGAAGUUCGUCUGGUCAAGUUGAACGAUAUUCCUGACUAUGCCAGGUUGAACACUCCAAAAAGGAGCAAAGACAGCAUGGAGGCACGAAAGAGACGGAUAAUGUCUGACACAAGAUUCUCGGUCCUGUCUACAGCGUCUUUGGACAGUCUUGGAGACGAGCUGGAUCCUGACGAAGAUUCCUUUGAGGAAGUUGUUCCUUCUAUAGUUAUCGAGACUGAGUCUUCCUUCAACCCUACAGAAUUCACGACGUGUUUGUUACCGUCUGAGAACAAGCCAUUGGACAACUCUGCAGUGGUGCAGAUCAGGUCCAUGCUGCUAGAUGGCAGCGCUAAGACAAUUGCACAGCACAUGACCAGAGUUGACUGUGAAGUUGCCAGAAUAGUGGAUGUGUCUGAUGAGCAGGCAGGACAGAUGGGCGUGUCGUCAGGCCUGGAGCUGAUCACCCUCCCGCACGGGGAGGUACUCAGGACGGACCUCAUAGAGAGACACACGUGUAUCUACAUGUGGGUGUCGGUGACGGUCCUGACGUGUACUGGCGGGGAUAAGGAGCGCGCCGGGAUUCUGCACAAGUUCAUCGAGGUCGCCGCCGAGCUGAAGGGAACCAUGGGAAAUCUGUUUGGCUUCUCUGCCAUCAUGAAGGCUCUGGAGUCCCCACAUAUCUCUCGCCUGUACGGCACGUGGUCGGCCCUGAGACAACACUUCACCACCAGCGCCGUGAAGUUCGACUCCAAGCUGCGGCCGGCCCUGAAGGCGCUGAACACCGGCACCAGCACCAUCCCGCUCAGCAACACCUGCUUCCCCCACGUCCUGCCGUUCCUACAGCUCAUGGGGCACGACGUCACCGGCUUCGAGCGCGCGUACGCCUGGGACAGCUCCGACGACUACGGGCUGGACACGGUCCUGGCGCACGUGGACGGGAUGCGGAGCGUGGCGCAGCAGCCGGGUUUAUACCGCAUCACGGCAGAGUCACGACUCCAGGGGCUGAAGGUGGACGACACGCUGCUCGACGUGUUUAGAACGGAACUCCACAUGAAGCUGCUGUGGGGCAGCAAGGGAGCACUGGCUAAUCAGAAGGACCGUUACAUGAAGUUUGAGAAGGUUCUGAAGGUGAUUUCAGAUCGAGUAGAACCUCCAGAAACUGAGAUGUAGUAUAGGAGUCACGAACACAGUUAGAACAGCUUUACUGAUAAUGUGUGAUAUCUCAAACUCUUCAAAUUCUAUCAUUGUGUUACCACAGUAUGUAAAAAGUAACUGCAAGUGUUACAUGUGUGUAAAGAAGUAACUGCAACCGUUACAUGCAUUAUGAUUGCAAACUCUGGACCUAAAAUGUUGCAUGUAAAGGUGUUCUUGCCUAAUGUAACCAAGGUGGUUAAGGCCUUUUUUAACCUUCUUGCUCCAACACCUGGUAUUACGAUGUAUGUGUAUUGGUCUUCUGCUGUCUGGUACUUGCGUAUAACUUUUGGACAAUUCUUGGACAAGUCUACACAACUUGAAAACUCUAGGGUAAAGUAGAGAUCUGUUGUCAAACUGUUGUAUUUCAUAAGAAGUUGGUAGCAAAUACCAUUUUAGCAAAUUAAGACAUAAGGCUUAGCCGGUGUAUAAUGUAGCAGCUUUCAUGCAAACAGUAUGCAGUGAAAUAUUUCAUACAAUAUGGCUGUAUUGUACAUAAAAAGUGUUGAUAGCAAAAAACCUGUUAUACCUGUUUCUAGUAGUGAGUGGAUACAAACUAUGGUCUUGUUCUGAAAUAACUUUUAAAACAAGUUCGAAUUCGACACUGGAAAGUCUUUUCUUGUGACAUUCUGGUUUGAGAUGAUGAAAAAACAAGUUGUAAAUGGCUUUUAGAGUUGUCAAGAAAAUUAGGGACAAGAAUCAAGUUUGGUAUGCCAAAAGUUGUGAAGUUUGUUUCUUGAAGACACAUAAAUACUUGACUCUCCAAACUCUACAAAAUUAAGAAUGUGAAACACAGUAAUUACUGUGGAUGAGGCAGGAAAAUCUCAAUUAGCUUUAACACGUUUGUCAACCCUCAAUAGAAGGGUUUCAGUUCGAAGAAUCAAGGGAUUCUAUCUUGUGUGCUGGCUAUGGUGAUUCAGGUGUUGUUUUUGUGUAGUGUUUUCCAUAUGCUUCUGUGUGUACAUAAUUAUAGUGGUGUUUAACUUGUGCCAAAGAUGCCUCUGCAACCAUGCUUAACUUCCAUUAUGCUAGUUUUUAUGCCAAUUUUACAUUGCAACAUGUUGGUCGCUUUGUAUGCAUUAAUUCAUUGUUGUACAUUAUCAAUCUUAAUUUGUGUAAGAUUAUAUGUAUCUUACAUGUAUGUGCAAUUUUAUGUAAAUAAUGUUUAUGUAAUUUCCCAUGAUAUGUCAGAAAUAAAAUGAAUGCUACCAUACAAUCUGGAUCUGAUUUUUUGGUCAAGUCUUGUAAAGGAUGGCUGAAAAUAGC